UGUUCGACUUGAUAGCUGUCUUUGGUAUCAGAGUCCAAUUUUGUAAGCUUUUAGUUGGGUUACUCUCGUUUAUGGACGUCGGUUGGAAAUCACGCCACCUAACACUAUGUGUGGAGUUAGUCUGGCUAAUGGCUUUAUAAGAAUGUUAAAUGUUAGUUUGAGUUGCUAACGUUAGCUGGUACUGCAGCUAGCUUUCCAGAGCUUUUCGGAGGAGUUGGCGCUAGUGAGCGUUAGCGGGCUAGUUCACUGACCCUCUGCUAAAUGCCGUCUUAGCAACGUUGUUUAACAUCUCCAACGUCCGGGGCAGCAAUAUCGUUUUGCUGUGUUGCUGUUUUAACUAAAAUGCCACAACUUGUUGACUCCGAGGAAAGCACGCCAUUGCUCAGGGAUGAUGCAAGCAGUGAUGACUCUCAGGAUGAAGAUUACAAGAGUCGGUGGAGGUCCAUCCGAGUCAUGUACUUCACCAUGUUUCUCAGCAGUGUAGGUUUCACUAUUGUCAUCACAUCACUUUGGCCCUAUUUGCAAAAGAUUGAUGAUAGCUCCAAUGCCAGCUUCCUGGGAUGGGUUGUGGCAGCCUACAGCCUCGGUCAGAUGGUGGCCUCACCCAUUUUUGGCCUGUGGUCUAAUUACCGUCCACGCAGGGAGCCGUUGGUGUGCUCCAUCUUCAUCAACCUAUCAGCCAAUAUCUACUAUGCCUACGCAUACCUGCCAAAGACCAAUCACAAGUUCCACAUCCUCUUCUCCAGAGCCUUUGUCGGCUUCGGAGCAGGCAAUGUUGCUGUGGUGAGGUCCUAUGUUGCUGGAGCUACAUCACUGAAGGAGAGAACCAGUGCCAUGGCAAACAUGAGUGCCUGUCAGGCCCUGGGUUUCAUCCUGGGACCAGCUCUUCAGGCAUGCCUAUCAUUCAUCGGUGAGCAUGGUUUCACAGUGAAGAUCAUAGAAUUGCAGCUCAACAUGUACACUGCUCCUGCUUUACUGGCUGCAGCUUUUGGCAUUAUCAACAUCCUGCUGGUCCUCUUGGUGCUGAGAGAGCACCGUGUUGAUGACCAUGGAAGACACAUUCGAGCCAUCAACUACGUAUCAGAAGAUAGAGUCGACAUUAGCGAAGAAACUGAGGAAACCAUCGACCAGGUAGCAGUCCUGACCUCCAAUGUCCUCUUCUUCAUCGUCAUGUUCGUCUUUGCCAUCUUUGAGACAAUUGCCACCCCUUUGUCCAUGGACAUGUUUGCCUGGACAAGGAAAGAAGCUGUUUUAUACAAUGGCAUCAUCAUCUGCUGCAUCGGAUUUGAAUCCAUCCUUGUGUUUCUGGUUGUAAAAGUGGCUUCUAAAAGGGCUGGGGAUCGUCCUGUGUUGCUAGCAGGCUUGGCCAUUAUAUUCUGUGGCUUCUUUAUCCUGCUUCCAUGGGGGAAUCAUUAUCCCAAAAUCCAGUGGGCAGACCUGAAAAACAACUCAUUGGUUAGUCAGAUAUCUGAAGCCACGAUAGCCUCCAACAGCUCUCUGGAGCCACAAGGCUGCCCGUAUGAACAGACCUGGUGCCAGUAUACCCCUGCAAUACACUUAGCCCAGUACAUCUCAUCCGACAUCUUGAUUGGGGUGGGAUACCCAGCCUGCAAUGUGAUGUCCUACACACUAUAUUCCAAAAUCCUCGGACCCAAGCCUCAGGGCGUGUACAUGGGGUGGUUGACGGCCUCUGGCAGCGGUGCCCGGACUUUGGGCCCUGUCUUUGUCUCCCAGGUUUAUACCAUCCUGGGGCCUCGUUGGGCCUUUAGCCUCAUCUGCGGUAUGGUGGUAGGGGCCAUCAUCCUCCUCAGCUCUGUUUACCACAGACUUAUCGAAUUUUCUGUACGCCACGGAAGGAUUGUAGAAUAACAAUUGCCACUGGAGAGACUGACAGUUUCCUACUUUUAUUCUCAAGGACCCUUAGCCAAAAUCCUGGCUAUGAUGACGGCUUUUUGUUGCUGUUAGUCACUUUAAAAUGUGGUAACUGAUAAGCCUUUGAGAUUUUGUGACUCAGGGUUGACCUUUAAACUUUAAGGCAAACAGAUAAGGCCAGGUUAUUGCUCAUGACUUGGCCAAAGAUGCUGCUUUGCUGUGAGUUCAAAGGGAACUAGAACUGCAGCUGCACUUUCACUCACUCAUUGUGAAACAAGCCAUGUGACACAUAUUCAGAAUCAUGCAAGGCAUUUCCUUUCAUGAGGUGGGGGCAUGAUAUCUAACAGAUUUUAGUUUUAAAUCCACAAAGUCCUAAACAUUUUUUACUGAAAUAUUAUAACUUAGAGCACAGGUACAGCAUUGUUGGUUUUAAAGAUAGAUUAAUUCUAAAAUAUAUGAAUACAGAGACUAUUUUAGCAAAACAUUUGCAAAACCUGAAAAGGUUUUGAGAGUGUCUUUGAAUUAAAUCAUGAAAUUAAUUUUUGGAUUUCACAGGCACAUGGACAGUCCAUGUGAACAACUGUUAACUAAUUAAUGGUGCUUUAAUUAGUACUAUCAAAUUGUUUAUGUAGUUUUUACUGGCAGAAAACAGGCUGACUAUUGAAAUAUACUAGAUUCAUUGGAUGUCGCAUUCCUUAUGCAGUAUGGACUACAUAUUCAAAGUUAUUUUGUGGUUUCAGUGAAAAAUAUGAAAGAUGUCCGUUUUACUGUGCAAUGAUAUUUGUUGAGAGAUGAACAAACAUUACAAAGGGGGUAGAAAUUUGAUAUUUUUAGCAAAACAUUUCCACAUUGAACUGUUUUCCUCAAAGCAAAAAUACUGGUAUCAUAUUUCCUGUUUUUCCUAUUUCAGUUAAAAGCUUUACUUGUGGUUGUUUGAAACUACAGGUUGUUGUCUACCUGAAAAAAAUUAGAAAGUGAUGUGUGAAUGUGUGAGAAUAAACUAGUUAGUGACUAAUGAUUAACUGAG
Molecule: messenger RNA, 2899 nt
Organism: Xiphias gladius (swordfish)
Lineage: Eukaryota; Metazoa; Chordata; Actinopteri; Istiophoriformes; Xiphiidae
Gene: mfsd8
Product: major facilitator superfamily domain containing 8
Exons: 12
Coding region: 343-1869 (508 amino acids)
Biological process (GO): transmembrane transport
Cellular component (GO): lysosomal membrane
Molecular function (GO): transmembrane transporter activity
Source: RefSeq, a predicted model, not a curated record